Cladocopium goreaui is the source of this 1797-nucleotide messenger RNA. The record is from the annotation of a GenBank genome assembly. Lineage: Eukaryota; Dinophyceae; Suessiales; Symbiodiniaceae.
AUGCAGAAGGCGGAAGAGGAGGCUGAACAGGGGUCUGGAGAAGUUCUUCAUGACGAUGGGGAUCAAGCUGAGGCCCUCCCUGUCACUGACGAGAUGCAGGACAAGAUGUUGGACAUGCAAAAGGCCCAGCAGGACGCAGGAGAGCAGAGUGAUGAGCAGUCCGAGAAUGAAGAGGGAGAGUACCUUCUGGCCGACUCGGAUGAGGAGGUCAACCAGUUCCAUGUGGUUUCCAAGGUGGAGAAGGUGAAGAGUUUUUCAUUCCGAGAAGCAUAUGAGAAAUUGGACAAGUUGGGUCUUUGCUCCUUGCCAAGGCAUGUGCAAGGGUGCAGUCUGUCCUAUCAUGGAAAGGAAAGACGGAUUGAAGAGAUCGUCUGGGUGAAGACCAAUCAGUUGCAACGCAUCAUCCGGACGGGGCGCACCGGACACUGGAUCAAUCACGCGAAGGAACACUGUCUGGUUGGCAUCAAAGGCAACCCAAAGCUCAACAGGAAUCUGGACUGUGAUGUGAUCGUGAGCGAGGUGCGGGAAACCUCCAGGAAGCCGGACGAGAUCUACAACUUGAUCGAGCGCAUGUUUCCCAACUGCCCCAAGCUGGAACUCUUUGGUCGGCCACACAAUGUCCAUGAGAAUUGGAUCACCUGUGGGAACCAACUGGACGGCGUUCGCCUGGUGGAUGAUGAGAUUGUGAAGAGGUACAACCAGGAGUUUCCUAGCAACCCCACCACGCCUUUUCGCAGAGCCAAAGACGAGCUGGUUGCGUACGGAGGUGGCGAGGAUGCUCCCUGGGUCCCGCCCUCCGAGGCACCCCCCCCUUCGACCAGCGAGGCAUGGGUGCCACCUCAAGCUGGGUGGCCGCCACCAUGGGGCUGGCCCAGAACUUUGGGCUCGGGACCGGCUUGGACCCGCUUGGACCGGCGUGUCACGCGGCACGGAGGCAGACGCGGCGAUGCGCGCAGUGCGGGUGCCAAGGUAUCUCGGCUGUCUCGUCACGUGGCGCCCUGGGCGCCGUUUUUGGCAUAUUCCGCCUUCGCUUCCCCCAAAAGUGACAGCAUGACGGUGCUGGCUUCGCGACUCGGCGGCCUCUUCGCCUUCUUCGUGCCUUGGAGAUGCUGUGAAAACGUGUCAAAGGUCUGCGGUGCGUCUCAGCGUUUAGUGAUCAAAAACGCUUGUGAGACUGAGCCCCUUUGGGUGGCCCACAUUGCUGGCAGCGGAGUCGGACCCGAUGUGCAAAAUUUGAAGAUCGCAGCCGGACAGUCCUUCACUUUCCAGACCCCCGACAAUCUUCAGGCUACCAGGUACUGGCCGAAGAUGAGAUGCAACAGCCAGGGGAACCAAUGUCAGCUGGGUGGAAGUGGAGGUCCCCAGCAGCUGUGUGAUGAGAAGGUGGGCUGCGCGCCGCCGGUGGAUACCAAGUUCGAAGCUACCUUUGGGCAGAAGGCGCUGCAGUGCAACCCACAGCAAGAGGAGUACACUGGUUGCGACUAUAUUGACGUCAGCAUGGUGGAUGGUUGGACGCUGCCUUUCAAGUUCGAGGUGGUGGGGAACUGCAGCAGUUCGUCUGGGUCCAUGCAGCACUUCUCAGUGGAUUGCUCCAAACUCUCUGUACAGAACUGCCCAAGCGCUGAAAGUGUCCCAGGAGUGGGCAACCUGGAUCUGCAUUUGAAGCACCCCACCACUGGGCAGAUUUCUGGAUGCUACAGCCCAUGCAGCAAGCUCACCCUCCGGAACUGGAACAACACGCUGGCGAUGAGUCACAUUCCACGGGACCUUUUAGUGGUUCGGCCGCCAGGAUGGUAA